Molecule: messenger RNA, 447 nt
Organism: Knipowitschia caucasica
Lineage: Eukaryota; Metazoa; Chordata; Actinopteri; Gobiiformes; Gobiidae
Source: the annotation of a GenBank genome assembly
AUGGAGGAGGUGAUGGAGGAGGUGAUGGAGGAGGUGAUGGAGGAGGUGAUGGAGGAGGUGAUGGAGGAGGUGAUGGAGGAGGUGAUGGAGGAGGUGAUGGAGGAGGUGAUGGAGGAGGUGAUGGAGGAGGUGAUGGAGGAGGUGAUGGAGGAGGUGAUGGAGGAGGUGAUGGAGGAGGUGAUGGAGGAGGUGAUGGAGGAGGUGAUGGAGGAGGUGAUGGAGGAGGUGAGGGAGGAGGUGAUGGAGGAGGUGAUGGAGGAGGUGAUGGAGGAGGUGAUGGAGGAGGUGAUGGAGGAGGUGAUGGAGGAGGUGAUGGAGGAGGUGAUGGAGGAGGUGAUGGAGGAGGUGAUGGAGGAGGUGAUGGAGGAGGUGAUGGAGGAGGUGAUGGAGGAGGUGAUGGAGGAGGUGAUGGUGGAGGAGGUGAGGAGAGAGGUGAUGAGGAGGUGA